UACUUAGAAGAAUUUCCAGAAACUGAUGAGCCAGUGUGGAUUUUAGGAAGGCAACACCACCUAAACACAGGUAUCUUUAGAAUGAAAUUUUCUGUAACAUCGGUAGAAUAUUCAUAGAUUCACAUGUAGCAACAGCUCCUGAUUUCCUUGUGUUCCCUAAAUGAGGGAAGUUUGUUCUCCAUCAGUGAGACACCAGGUGUAAGCAGUGGAAUUCCUCCUGUACAGAAGCCAGAACCAAGGCCAAUGUGCUUCCACUAUAAUUCAUGCAAAAUGAUCACAUUCAUAGCAGAGGCUGUCAGAUAUGAGCCUGGUCACUCCACAACAUCAGGGCCUCAGAAAUAGACAUAUAAAUAACUUUUGGGAAAUGCUCAGCAUUACUGAUGUCAUUUUCCUAUGAGGGAUGCUGUCUGCAGCCUGUUACUUGCAACUGCAAUGCUGUUUCAAAUAACAACAAUAAAUUAGUCUAUGGCACAUACUGCAUUUUAGUGAAAAUAAGUACAUGACCUAAAAGUUAGAGCAGAGUAAUGUGUUUAUAUAAAAGUAAGAUUUCAGAAAUGAGUUUUGCUCCCUGGGGAGAAGACAGGGCCAUCCUCCUGUGUGGAAUGUCAAAGGCAGUGGCCCCAGUGCAGGACAGCCCAGGGUGCUGCAUGCAGCCUUGAUCAGCUGGAGAAUCCUUUGGAAAAGCCAGCCUGAGCCACAGCUAAGGGAAAAUGCAGCAAACAGGAUUCUUAAGCAUUCUUCAGAGCCUUUGGAGGAUUCUACAAAUCUAAGUUAUUGUUGGAUAUAAGUGCUCGUCUCUGGUUCACAUAUAGAAGAAAGUUUUCACCUAUUGGAGGCACUGGUCCCUCGUCGGAUGCAGGCUGGGGAUGCAUGCUGAGGUGUGGGCAGAUGAUGCUGGCUCAGGCACUGAUCUGCAGACAUUUAGGAAGAGAUUGGCAAUGGGAAAAACACAAAAAGCAACCAGAAGAAUAUCAUAGAAUCUUACGGUGCUUUCUGGAUAGAAAAGAUUGCUGUUAUUCCAUCCACCAAAUGGCACAGAUGGGUGUUGGAGAGGGGAAGUCCAUUGGAGAGUGGUUUGGACCAAAUACAGUUGCUCAAGUACUGAAGAAGCUUGCUUUAUUUGAUGAAUGGAAUUCAUUAGCAGUUUAUGUGUCUAUGGACAAUACAGUGGUCAUCGAGGACAUCAAGAAGAUGUGCUGGUCCCCUGCCCAGAGCAGCAGUGUUGCCCACAGCAGUGCACAUUUGCACAGAAGUGCUCUUGGCCCAAACAAGAACACAGCAGGAUUGUGCCCAGGCUGGAGACCCCUCCUGCUCAUUAUCCCUCUCCGGCUAGGGAUUAAUCACAUCAAUCCCGUGUAUAUUGAUGCAUUUAAAGAAUGCUUUAAGAUGCCACAGUCUUUGGGAGCAUUAGGAGGGAAACCCAAUAAUGCCUAUUAUUUUAUAGGAUUUUUAGGCAAUGAGCUGAUCUACUUGGACCCUCACACCACUCAGAGUUUUGUAGAUUCAGAAGAAAAUGGCACAGUUGAUGACAAGAGCUUCCACUGCCAGCAAGCCCCACACAGAAUGAAGAUCAUGAAUUUGGACCCUUCAGUAGCUUUAGGCUUCUUUUGCAAAGAAGAAUGUGAUUUUGAUAACUGGUGUAGUCUUGUACAAAAGGAGAUUCUAAAGCAGCAGAGCCUGCGGAUGUUUGAGCUGGUCCAGAAGCACCCACCCCACUGGCCUCCUUUCAUACCUCCAACCAAGCCAGAAGUGACAACCACAGGGGCAGAACUCAUUGAAUCUACUGACAAGCUAUUUGAAUUGGAAGAAGAAUUUGAAAUCCUGAGUGUAUGAAGGAAACUGUGGUGACCCUUCUGAGUGUUGAACAUAUUGCUAAUAUUAUUGCAUUGACAUAAAUUACACAGCCAUGUUAGCCCACAAGUGCCUGAAAUCAUGGAUAGCAGAGCACAAACUUCUGGUAUCAUCCAAACUCCUACAGGGACAGUUCCUUCUGUCAAAGAGCUUCCCCAGAUGGAAAGGCACUGAAAGAUUUUAUUAUAAGACCCUGAAAGGGAACCUCUUUUUAAUGUGUGUCUUUCUUGAAGACAAAUGGACCUCUGAGAUUAAGGCAAAAAUAAGUCUGUCAGUGGGGCUGUAUGUUUGGAGAAAGGGAUAACACAAAAUGGGUAUUUCUUGCUCUCAUAUAAUGCAAUAGUUUAGUUCUUAAAGCAAGAGUCUUCAGUUAAGGAGGAUGUCUACUUCUGUUCCUUCCUGUGGGCUGCAUAGUAGAAAAAAAUGCAUUGUCUUGUUUAAAAGAUCAACUGGAUCAGGAGAAAAUUGUUUCCUUGUUAAAUAUUUUAACAUGUAUUUGAGCAACCACACUUUAUGACAAAAAUGUUUCUGUGAAAGGAACUAUGUCUAACGUAUCCAUUUUGCAAUAGCCUUCCUGUUUCUGGGAGACCUCAAGAGGAACAGGAGCCUCAAAGAGUUGAUACAGAUCACAACCACUGUUAUGAUAUAUUUCACCUUGACCUUAAAGUUCAAUCAUUAAAACUUAGGCUGACUUUUCUUCUGGAGCUAAAGCGAGUCAAAGGUGGUUUAACUGUACCUUAUUUAUUUUAAAAAAGAUUUACACAAGUAUCUCUGUCACUGCACUUUAUCUGUGCAUCUAAUAAAUUUCUUAAGCUUUUCAUAGGUUGUAUGCUGCUAUAUUUUGUUAAUUUGUUUGUGUGAACUAAAUAUAACCCAGGUUAUCUUAAAACUUAAUAUAUAGGCAUAUGCAAAUUACUUAAUUGUUGGGUUUUGACUUGUUGCCUUUUGAAAUCUGUUUUGGUAAAAGUGCCUUAAUUCUCCAGUUUUAUCAGCAGAGCCGGUGCAGUUUUGUUUCUUUUUAGAAAGAGUAUCUCUGUAGCAGCUCUAAGAAAACCAGCUCAGAAUAAAGGCAAAGAUCUUUUAAUUCA
Molecule: messenger RNA, 2939 nt
Organism: Agelaius phoeniceus (red-winged blackbird)
Lineage: Eukaryota; Metazoa; Chordata; Aves; Passeriformes; Icteridae
Source: RefSeq, a predicted model, not a curated record